UCUGACUAUCGAUAACUGGCAAUUCUGACAUUUGACAGGACAGCGGCAAUUGUUUAUAAACUAAAACAUAAAGCUAAGCGAGCGUAAACAGUAUGCAAAAAGAACACUGGGGCGCCAUUGAGGAGGAGUGCGGGACAUUUGCGUUAGACAAAUAUGUGCCCACGACGGCCAAAAAGCCGAAACUGGAUGAGCUACGGCAGCGCGGGGAUUUGAUGACCAUGGAUAAGCAAGAUCAAAUUGAGCUAAAAAGCUCACUGGUCACGCAAACCAUCGAGGUUAUGAAACAAACGGAAGUGCUGCAAUCCCUCAUCGACACCUACUCGAACAAAAACGGAACCUCCAACUAUCUGCUAAAUCCCUGCCAAAUGAUACCCGAAGUGGACUUUCCGCCAGAGAACGCCGCCGACUUAGUCAGCGAGCAAAAGUUCCAGAAACCCAUCUGGUUCAUACCUACUGUGGAUACCGCAUUCUCUCGAGGCGAUCCACAACCAUAUCCAGAGAUCUCCACCAACACCUGCCGGCAUGCGAUGCGUAAAGUUAUGUGCGGCCUGCUCCGGCUGGCGGGUUUCACGGACUGCUCUGAAUCGGCGGUUAUACUGCUGACAGAUGCGGCCGAGGAAUUCAUGCGCAGCUUUAUCAUAGAGUAUCGUGACUUCUACGACAUCGAUGACAAACUGGAGAAGUCAACGGAUCUGCAGCUGCUGCCGCUCGAGCGGGCCUACUUCAGCAUGACGGGCACCUCGCUCACCCAGGUGCACAACUACUACAAACAUAAGGUGAUAUCGCGCAAUCGCGCUGAGAUCAACGAAUUCACCAGCGUGUUGCAUGAUUACGACAAGCUGAUGAAGGAGAGCCAGAGCAGCAUGCAGAAACAGCAACAACAGCAGCACAACCAACACGAUUUCAAUGGGCACGACUUUCUUAACAUACUCGAAAUGCAGCCAGGCGAAGAUGGCGGCAGCAGCGCGACUGGUAGCAACAGCAUGGGCAACAUUGUUGGCGAAAUGCUGCAAGAGCUCGGCGGCAGCACCAACUCUAGCAUCUCGCUGAGCAACGUGAGCAGCGGCCAACAACAGAUGCUAAACAGCAACGCCUUAUACGGCCUGCUUGAAGGCCAAAUGAACAACAACAGCAACACGAUGGCCAGCACAACGAACUAUCAAAACAACUUUGAUACCUAAAACAGCAUUACAUGAUGCUAUUGGCUUAAUUCGGAACAGUUAGGAUCAGAAGAGUGCCAUACAGCAUGGUUGCAGCAUGAAAGUUCCACUAGCAUCCUUUAUAAUUAGCCUCAAAGUGCCGAAAUUUAAAUACCCUAUAUAUAUAUUUCUACACUUAAUGUUUUCUUAGAUAGAAAAAUACUUAAAUAACAUGUCCAAUCGAUUUUGGUAUAUAUAUCUAUAUAUAGAGAGAGAGCAGCAUGUAAAUGUUUGUAAUUGAAUUUAGUUAGAAUCUUUUUAAAUGGAAAUAACUAGCUUGUAAUACAGCUUAAUAACCGUACAUAAUUAAAUAUAUAUUUAUAUCUAGAGAGAUUUUCUAAACUGAGGAAUAAUAGUAGAUAAUCCCUAUAUAAAAAACAAGAGCGUUGUGAAAAGUUAAGGAAAGGAAACUCAGGAAUAUGAAAUGUUAACAAAUAAACAAUAAAAUACAUGAGUUAUAAAAGCUCAUGUAUGGCGAGUUUUUAAUUUUUAGCAAUUUUAACUAACUAAUCGCUUUUUGUACUUUAAAAUGUAAAUGAAUUGUGAAUAUAGAUUUAUUAUUCUAUCUAAAUUGUUCCAUUUUAUGAUGAAAUAAGGAAUCACAAUCAUGGCUCAUUGGAGCAUUGCAGCAGGAGGGAUAUCUAGUAUUCUUAAUAAAAACUUAACAGUAAUUAACAAUUUUAUUAGAGCUAA
Molecule: messenger RNA, 1892 nt
Organism: Drosophila mojavensis
Lineage: Eukaryota; Metazoa; Arthropoda; Insecta; Diptera; Drosophilidae
Gene: Spt7
Exons: 3
Coding region: 93-1181 (362 amino acids)
Cellular component (GO): SAGA complex
Molecular function (GO): transcription coactivator activity
Source: RefSeq, a predicted model, not a curated record